Molecule: messenger RNA, 824 nt
Organism: Drosophila ficusphila
Lineage: Eukaryota; Metazoa; Arthropoda; Insecta; Diptera; Drosophilidae
Gene: Ilp4
Product: probable insulin-like peptide 4
Exons: 2
Coding region: 134-532 (132 amino acids)
Biological process (GO): adenylate cyclase-inhibiting G protein-coupled receptor signaling pathway
Cellular component (GO): extracellular region
Molecular function (GO): hormone activity; G protein-coupled receptor binding
Source: RefSeq, a predicted model, not a curated record
UAUUUGGCAUGCCCAUCGAUCGGUUGGCCAAGAGCGAUUGCGAGAGAGGACCGAGUACCAUUAAUUUGCAAGGAGGCUAUCCUUUCAUGCCCGGCGAGAGCAAGGACGAAGGCGGAGCAAAAGAUCGAGCAGGAUGAGCACGAUGAGGUUGGGACUGGCGCUGCUGCUUCUGUUGGCCACCGCCUCACAGAUGUGGCAACCGGUCCAGGGACGCCGUAAAAUGUGCGGCGAAGCGUUGAUCGAGGCUCUGGAAAUGAUCUGUGUUAACGGCUUUUCGCACAGAGUACGCCGAAGUGAUGGAGCAAAGGAUAGAGUGCGUGCUCUGAUUCGAAAGCUUCAGCAGCCGGAAGAGGAAAUGGAAACGGAUAGGGAAUCUGAAACUGAUACGGAUAAGGAUCAGGAUAGGAAUAAGGAAACUGAACCACCGGCUGGCAGAAGUGGACGCAAAUUGCGGCGCCACCGGCGCAGAAUCGCCCACGAGUGUUGCAAGGAGGGCUGCACCUACGACGAUAUCCUCGAGUACUGCGCCUAAUGACCACCACUCACCACUCACCAGUUACCAGAUUCAGAUCCUUCAAUCCAAGAAAAAAAAAAAAAAAAAAGAGAACCAGAUGAACCCGACUUGGCUGAGAUUUUUUAUGGCGGCAGUGGGCGAAUUCGGGGGCCGAAUGACGUGGACUUUUCCUUAAAUGGCUUUUUGCAAUUCAUUUUCCUACACUUAACCCCUAACUAUAGAACCUAAUCGUAUUUCCAAAUAUUUUCAUUGUAAAAUUUCCUAGUGGAAGCAAAUAAAGUUAACUCUACAAGCAGCAGCAGCAACAAAA